GAGAUCAUUAUAGAGCAGACUGUCUCAGAUACCUGCCGUUUAGUAAAUGUCGUUAUCAGUUUUUAAGUACCGCGAGGAUGAGGUAACGAAAUAGUGCCGCGGCAUUAAAACGGUUCAAACAAGUUACAACCGUGAAGGUGCACGGUUGAUGGUUGGUACUCGCGCGAAUAAACGUUUUUACGUUAGGUUUUAUGCACAAUUUUCGCACGUGUCAAUUGAAGAGUGACGGUUGCGGAAGAUUGUUCUAGGGGUACGAAUUAAUUGUAACGCGUUCGUAUCAAUUAGUUUCCCGUUCGCGAGUUUUUCGAAAAAGUCGAAAGUGAUGCGCGAAAAGUGGAAUAAAAAGGAUGUUUCCCAGCAGACCGAAGGUCAACCGGGUUACUCACCACAUCUGUCUGCGGCAAGAGAUUACUCCCCCCAGCUGCCGACGGAAGACGUCGGUCAACGGAUCGCCUUAUUUCCGGAAAUGCACCGUCCAAAAUUACGCUCGAAAGUUCCGUCGAUGAGGGCAAUAAAUACCUAUAACAGCAUUUCGACUGAUAAUUUAAGUGGAUAUGACAAUUUAACGUAUACCCCGGACGAAAUGUCGUUAGAGUACAAAUUGCCGUUGACGCCCGCCAGUGUUUCCCAUAUGUACGAUUAUCCUGGCACGUUAAGUGGAAGUUCUACUGCUGGCGCCAGUACGUAUACGGAAAACACGUUAGAAAAUAGGAAACGAACUAUUGCACUUAGUAAUGAGGCGUACGACUAUCCUUCGCUGCACUCGUCGACUUCCUUGACGGGGGAAAAUCAUGGAGAAAUGGAAUCGAAAACGGAAGGUUCCAGAUCGAAAUUGAUUUCUUCAAACACAUCCGGGGCUUGCUGGUCAUGCUUCGUGUGCGCAGAGACCAUACUUUGCACCAUAUCGUUGGCCGCCGGUUUGGGCAAUUUAUACAGGCUACCACAAACGACACUAAUCAGAGGCGGUUUACCGUUUCUCGUGGCCUACAUAAUUUUAUCGUUAUUCAUCGGGCUGCCGCUGCUCUUCCUCGAGCUGGGCCUAGGACAGUUGGCCCAAGAGGGAUUCAUCAAAAUUUGGAGAGCUGUUCCGAUCUUCCGCGGAUUGGGUUACGUCAAGUUCGGAGCAAUUAGUCUACUUAGCCUCUACUAUUCGUUGUAUAUUGGAUUGUUUAUCAAUUACUUAAUAUGGUUCGGCAAGGGCCCACCGCCGUUUACGGAAUGUGCGACAGUUAAAAUUACGGACGGCUACAAGGCGGAUGGAAUACCAGGCCAGGAAUGUCUGCAAAAAACAUUCCUAGAGUCCGCAUUUACGGAUCCCAAAAAUUACGGAAUUUACGUGGGAAUAAUUUUUCUAAUUUGGAUUACGGUAAUGGGCUUCCUAAUCGGAAGGACCAAAACGUAUUCGAAGUUACUCGUCAUUUUUUUAAUUCCUAUCUUGGGCUGUGUGAUAGCGUUAAUUGUGAAAGCCGUGAAGAUGGAGCAGGAAUUCGAAGGACUGCAAAAGUUCGCGACUGACAUUGAGUGGUCGUUAUUAGGCAGCGCUAAUAUAUGGUAUUAUGCGAUCAUUCAAGUGUUCUUUGCAACGCACAUUGGAUUCGGUCCUUUCGUCACGAAUGCGGGAACAGUCUUGAGCAAGGCGAAUGCCUUUUGGACCGCUGUCGGUUAUGUGAUCAUUAACUUAGUGUUUGGUAUCGUAUCUGUGAUACUCUGCUUUAUUCUUUCGGGCAAGCUGGGGGCGACAUAUAAAACUGGUCCAGUUGCGGAAUUACAUCUGCUUAGUUUAGUGUAUGAUACUGCCAGCGAAUUUGGAAGUGAAGACGCACGAAUAUGGUCAAUUGUAACCUUUUGCAUGCUGAUUCUAUCAGGAUUUGUUUCAUUGACAACCUUGGUCUACGCCAUAGUCAAAGCGUUGAGGGUCGAAACGAAGCAGAAGUUACCAUGGUGGCAAGCGUUAGUAAUUACUACAUUCGUUGGAAUGGUACUUAGUGCGCUGUUACUUUUGCCAUCAAAUUUCGCCGUGGUUCACUUGCUGGAUCAUUACGUGGUUGGAAAUCUAGUCCUACUCUGCACUGUGUUCGAAAUAUUAGCAAUUGUUGCUUUUUAUGGAUCAAAGCGAAUUCAAUUAGAUUUUGAGUUUAUUCUUGGAAAGAGCCUGUCGAAGUUAUGGAUCGUUUUUUGGUGGCUAAUUCCGUUCGUGUUGUCCGCCUUAUUUAUUUGGGCCUUGUGUACCGUAUCCCUGACUGGAAUUUGGGAGAGAGAUCCUGCGUGGCUGUAUAGCGUUGGCUGGGCGCUGGUUUUCGCAUCAUUAGUAAUCAUCUUUGCGCUUGGUUGUUACCAAGUACAAAAACAGGACGAAUACUACACAUUCAACGAUAAAUUGGUGGCAGUCACUAAACCAUUGCGAAACUGGGGCCCGGUCGACCCAAUAAUGCGCUACAGUUGGGUGCAGUGGCACAGCAAGGCGAAGAACGGCGAGCGAGAUUUCACUUUAAAAAGAAGAGGCACGCGAGACUAUACCCAUUCGGUGAAAAAGCGUCGUGAACCUUACGGCAAAGCGUACAUACCGACAAUUAGUAGUAAUCCAUCAACGUUAUCGAGAAAUUCUCCGAGACCCUUCAACCAAAACGAUCUCAAUCAAAACAGCAUCAAAACAAAUUACGCCGAACCGCUGCGGAUUCUCGUAAAUAGUCCCAAUAACAACAAAAUGUACCUAAAUAGCGAUCAGCGAGCUUUACACGUCACCUCCUUCAACAGUCAGCCCACAGUGAAUUCGAACAGUUAUUCGGACUAUCAAACGAAGACAAAUCUUAAUCCGUUAUCGGUUCAUACAAAUGGCGAUCCAGUAGCCAUGGAAAAUGUAGCUACAGAAACUUACGGUACCUUCAGAAAGGGGCCAUAUGUUAUUCCCCACGCUAACGGUGCACAUAUUUGCCAUAGAAAAUACAAUGAAGCAGAAAUUUCAACAGAGUUAUAAAAAUAUAUGUUGUAGGUAGGUAUAUGUAUAAUAAUUGUUGUGUUAUUUAAAUUUUGUACAAAUGUUGUAAAUAUAUAAUUUUACAUUGUUA
This is a messenger RNA of Photinus pyralis (common eastern firefly), 3065 nucleotides long. It is a transcript of the gene Blot, whose product is annotated as sodium-dependent nutrient amino acid transporter 1. Gene Ontology annotation, cellular component: membrane. The record is from RefSeq and is a predicted model, not a curated record. Gene Ontology annotation, biological process: sodium ion transmembrane transport. NCBI's taxonomy places the organism in Eukaryota, Metazoa, Arthropoda, Insecta, Coleoptera, Lampyridae.